GGACUACGCGAACGCUCGCCGAGCCGCGCUUCCAUGGAAUCCGCACGUCGGGCGUCCGGCGUCUGGGCCCGGGUUCUGCUCGCGAUUACCUUCGCCCUGGUGGUCAACGCUGCCCCGACCGAGCCCGUUGAAGUGCAACGGGUGCUGGCCCUGCCGGGCAGCCAGGCGCGGCUGCCAUGUGACCUGGGCGGCUCGUUCAGCGGGUCCAGUUUGGAACCGUCGCUCAUCAGCUGGACGCGCGGCCCGUCGGCCACCGCUGAGCCGCUCUACAGCGUGGCGCGCGCCGAGGGCGUCGCACUGGUGCAGGCCGACCACCGGGUGACGCCGGCCUGGAAGGAGCGCUUCCACUUUUCUGUCUCACGUGGUACACUGUCGCUAGCUGACGUGUCGCCGCGCGACGCUGGGCUCUACGUGUGCCGCGUCCGUUUCCAGCACGCGGUUGAGAGGUCGUCGCGCGUGGAGCUCGUCGUGGUCGAGCACCCUGGAACUCCGGUGCUAAAGUUCGACCCAGAGUCACCGGGUGCAGACCGGCUCAGAGAAGGACAGCGACUCCGAGUGCUCUGCGAAGUGGUGGGAGGCAAGCCACGGCCCAGCCUGCGGUGGAGUCUCUCGCUUUCGGGCGGGUCGCAGCCCACGCCUCUUGAGGCCACGGAAGGCUCGUCAGAUGCCCGGGACGGCGUCACGCGUAGCUGGGCGACGUUGGACAAGCUCCAAAGAUGGCACCACGAGGCCCGGCUCACAUGCCAAGCUUUCAACUCUGAACUUGUGGCGUCUCCCACCUCCUCCCUCCGCCUCCAGCUCGAACUGAAGCCGGCACAAGUGCGCAUCAAAGGAUCGCGCAGCCCGGUGUCGGCUGACGUGGAGGCCGUGAUCGAGUGCGAGACGACGGGUUCCCAGCCCCCAGCCAACAUCAGCUGGCGGCUGGAGGAGACGCCCCUGAGAGAGGCCCAGGUGCUGGCAAGGGGCGCCAACGGCACGGCCAGUUUGCUGCGCUGGACGCCACGGCCACAGGACAACGGCCGCCGGCUCAUCUGCCUAGCCCUGAACGACCGUUUCCCGGAGGACGGCAUCGACGACAUCUGGUCGCUUGACGUGCACUACAAGCCGAUCGUGGAGCUGCGGCUGGGCCCGGGCCUGGACUCCUCCGGCGUGCAAGAGGGCCACGACGCCUACUUCGAGUGCUCGGUCCGCUCCAACCCGCCGGUGAGCGAAGUCGCCUGGAGCCUGGAUGACCGGCGGCUCAGUGGCGCCCGCCUCAUCGUGAGCAACUUGUCGCUGGCGCUGCGACAGGUGACACGCCACCAGGCGGGUCGCUACCGCUGCACGGCGCAAAACUCGGCCGGACGGACAGUCAGCAACGCCGUCCGGCUGCGCGUCAAGCACGCUCCCGUGUGCGAGCGUGAGGAGAAUGCUCUGCUCCUGUCGGCCGUGGAACAGGAGGUGGAGCUCGCGUGCGCCAUGGUGGCGGAGCCCCAGCAGCUCCUCUUCUCCUGGUCCCUCAACGGCUCCCUGGGAAAGAGGGAGCUCACUGGAUUCCAGAGCCACGGCGCGCGCUCCAGCCUCAAGUUUCGACCCAAGUCUGAAGUGGACUACGGCACCCUCGAGUGCACGGCCCGGAACAGCGUCGGAUCUGCAGUACGGCCGUGCAUCUUCCAUCUCCUGCGACCUCCAGGCAACACGUGGCUGUCACGUAAAUGGUACAACUGCAGCGUAUGGAAUGCUACGUCAUCCGCGGUACAGGUGGUCUGCCAGAGGGGUCCCGUUCCUUCUGGUGCUGACUCCGGGGCGCUGGUGGACGGAGAUACAGGAGAAGAAGAGCCACAGCUGACCCUGGAGCUGCGGCGCCCUCUGUCGGGAACGGCAGGAGGCGCUAACACAAGCCGCGCCAGCAGCAGCGCCGCAUGGAGCAGAACCCAGUCGGGUCGGCGCUCCCUCUGGCUGCGCGGCCUGGCACCGGACUCACCGCUCGAGCUGCUCGUGUUUGCCGACAGCCCCAGAGGGCGCAGCCAGCUCGCCGCACUCAGGGCUCAAACUUUGCCCGAGGCUUCGGCGGCUCCUGGAAGUAGUGGAAGAGCUCAAGAGAGGCGAACAAAGCAGCGUCCCUUGCUGCCCGACGCUAACCAGAAGGAGGAACAGCUUCCGGAUGACGACGACGCCAGCGAGCAGCAAAGGGGCUGCUGUCCGCUGGUCGUGACCCUGGCGUGUGCUCUUUCUGCAGGCCUUCUAGUGAUACUCCCUGCCGCUGUAUUAAUCGGUCUUCGACUAAGGAAGAAAUAUUACCGCGAGACAAAGCAGCCUGUAGCGGUAAGCAGCGGGGUAAGCAGGCCAAGAGAAGCAGGCGGCGCUGCCCUCGCCUGCUGCUGUUUACUUCGUCAAGGGCGCAGACGGCGACCACCAGAAAUAUACAGCCUUCAAGAAGUCAAGUGACAAACAGCCGACGAGGGUGAAACCGUGGAGCCGCCUCCUGACGUCGAGCGUCAUUAAUGUGUGUCUGCUAACGGAGCGACGCCUAAGACCAACUAUCUGUGAUGUAACAGUGAUGUGACUGUGGACAUUCUUCAAAAUGAAGCGCGUGUGUGUGACUUCAGCAGUGCAGAAAGUGGGUGCAGACGUCUGCUACAGGUCAAGCGAUUGGCUCUUCUUUCCACAGCACUUCUUCAGACGUCGCGCUUGAACUGUCCUGCAGCUAAUGCAAAACCAUUACAAACCAUUACGCACCAUGGGCCGUUGGGCACAACGCCUUUUUAUUCUAAAAACCCUUCUGGGAAAAUAGCUUCUCAUCCGGCAUGUCUGAACUUACUUCGAAAGUGUAGUGUUCGGAGUAGUUGGGAGCUGUUGAUACUUUGCUCUAGAACAAAGUUCGUCUAGUGCGCCUUCAAGAGACCGCAACGGUGCUUGUUUGCUAUUGUGGUCUGGGGUGCGGUCCCGGUCGGCUGGAUUUUGACGUUCCUUCCACUACGACAUUGCUUAUGUCGCUUAUAUAAACAAUGCUGGUGCCGUGCUCGAGGCUACGACGCGGCGACCUGUAAAUCGGGUGCCCAGUUUCUGAGCCUGUGCUGUGUUCACUAAUAUGAAUCCGAGAGGCCCAAUGUGAGAGAGGCCUGUCAUAUUUUCGCUGACAUAUUCAGACCUUCAACGUUGUUAAGUGCGCUGUCACUCGGACAACGCUCAAGUGGAUCCAUUUUGGGGGUGCGCUAAACGUCACAGUGAGCGAGCGAGUGAGUGAGCGAAUUAUUAUGUUAGGGUUGUAAAUAAUUAUGUCACAGUGAUCUCAUUGACAUACCAGCUUUUUGAAACAUGUGUGAAGUGUGCCGAAUUAACCGAGUGUGAAAUGAAAUUUGUACAUAGGUGUUGAUUUAUUUAAGGGAUAGCUAGACCGAGUUUGCUUCAUGGUGUAUGUAUGCGACAAAAGCCUGAAGUAGGCGGUCUCAUGAGCUUGCGUUAUUUCUAUUCAGAUGUUGGUUAGUGUUACGUACGCUGUUUUGAAGUGCGACUCGAAAUGACUCAUUACCGGCUGCGCCGCUUGACUAUCGAGUAGAAAUAAAUUUGGUCACGGUA
Messenger RNA from Dermacentor andersoni, 3558 nucleotides. RefSeq names its product nephrin-like. NCBI's taxonomy places the organism in Eukaryota, Metazoa, Arthropoda, Arachnida, Ixodida, Ixodidae. The record is from RefSeq and is a predicted model, not a curated record.